GAGAGCGAGGGGAGGGCCAGAGUGGGCUGGUGUUUGUGAGCGUACUUAAAGAUAACUUGAAGGGAUGUCGGAGCUGCACACACCCGUAAAGCCUGUUUGGAGAAACUCCCCCUCUUUCAGCACCCUGGACAGAGGCAGCGCCGCUUCCUUUGACCACAGCGGAGCGGUCAGCUGACGCGCCGGAUGGUCACGCACUUCCCCAUCCAGACACCCAAGAGUAUCUAUGAACGUCCAGAGCUCCUGGUUUGGGUGCCCAGCGGAACCGGUGGAAGUCAUUUUUGAACGUUUUUUCCUCUGAAAUCGAAAGGACUUUAAGAAACUUUCUGAAAAUACGUCUUUUUUUGAUAAUUAUUUUUCAUCAAAGUAACUGUACUUUUAAUUUUGGAGCAUCUUCAAAAUGUUGCUUGAACAUCCGGGCUCAAGUUGCCAAAAUAGUGGAAACUUUCCCCGGUACAGUUCAGGACAAGAAAUCCCCGUGUGCGCGGGCUGCAACCAACACAUCGUCGACCGCUUCAUCCUCAAAGUGCUGGACCGACACUGGCACGGCAAGUGCCUGAAAUGCAGCGACUGCCAGGCGCAGCUGGCGGAGAAGUGCUUCAGCAGGGGCGACAGCGUCUACUGCAAAGACGAUUUCUUCAAGAGAUUCGGGACCAAGUGCGCAGCGUGUCAGCAGGGGAUCCCACCCACGCAGGUGGUGAGGAGAGCGCAGGACUUUGUCUACCACCUGCACUGUUUUGCCUGCAUCGUGUGCAAAAGGCAGCUGGCCACGGGAGACGAGUACUACCUGAUGGAGGACAGCCGACUGGUCUGCAAGGCCGACUAUGAGACUGCAAAACAGAGAGAGGCAGACUCAACUGCAAAAAGGCCACGAACAACCAUCACUGCUAAACAACUGGAGACCCUGAAAAACGCCUACAAUAACUCCCCCAAGCCGGCCCGCCACGUCCGAGAGCAGCUGUCGUCAGAAACAGGCCUGGACAUGCGGGUGGUUCAGGUUUGGUUCCAGAACAGACGAGCGAAAGAGAAGAGGCUGAAAAAGGAUGCAGGGAGGCAGCGAUGGGGACAGUACUUCCGCAACAUGAAGAGGUCACGAGGAAGCUCCAAGUCCGACAAAGACAGCAUCCAGGAAGAGGGCAUGGACAGUGACGCGGAGGUGUCCUUCACAGAUGAGCCUCCAGUUUCAGAGCUCAGCAAUGCCAACGGCAUUUACAGCAGCCUGAGUGAAUCGUCUCCAACAAUCGGCGGCCGCCAAGGGGGCAACAACCACAGCUCCUUCCCCCUGGAGCACGGCGUGCUCCCUUCUCAAGACCAGUUCCACGACAUCCGCUCCAACAGCCCCUACGGCCUCCCUCAGUCUCCGACCUCGCUCCAGGCCCUACCCCGACACCAGCCCAUCAUCUCCAGCCUCGUCUACCCAGACUCCGGCCUCUCCAUCAUGACCCAGGGCGGGGGGCCCGGCAUCAACCCCACCGUCCGGGUUUCCAUGGGAGGAGCCAACGGCCCCAGUUCCGACCUCUCCACCGGCAGCAGUGGGGGUUACCCAGAUUUUCCCGCUAGUCCUGCGUCCUGGUUAGACGAAGUGGAUCACGGCCAGUUUUGAUCAGAAAAACGACUCUUUCCGAAAAAUCCUGUAAAGCAGGACACAUUAACAGUUUAUUUUGUGAUCUAAAUGGAGGAAAGAAGGAAACACCCCUCAUUCAAAGCACUUGAAUUCCCCAUUGUUUUGUUGUAUUCAAAGUAAAAAAAUUAACAAAAAUCUUGAUUUUUAGAACCACUAUAAGCUCUUUUAGAACAACAAAUUUGCAUUUUAUUUGUCAUCGCUCUUCGCUAACUGUUCAAGUGAAGAACAUUGGGAGUAUUUACAUGUCUGGUUGUUGCCAAAUGUCAAUAUAUAAAUAUAUAAUAAUGGUUUAUCAUCGCAUAGACUUUAUUUUUAUAAAACCCCCUCUUCCCUCCUCCUUGAAUGUGACCUGGAACUUUGUUCAUUCUCAAACACGGAUUUAGGCCUAAAAGUCUAGAUGUUGUCUUAAAUGGUGCCUAGGUGUCCAAUUACUUCUAUGCAUAUGUGUUUUGCAGAUGUUUCUCGUUCGUUUCGUUCCCAAGGAUGAAGUGUAGCUGCUGAAGGGGGGGGGCGCUCUGAUGUAUAUGUUUGUUUAUGUGGAAGAAAUGUUUUAUGUAUUAUUUAUUCUCUCUGGUAAUGUUGGUAAUUCAUAACGGAAUUGCAGGAUUUUAAUAAAUUU
Molecule: messenger RNA, 2240 nt
Organism: Oryzias melastigma (Indian medaka)
Lineage: Eukaryota; Metazoa; Chordata; Actinopteri; Beloniformes; Adrianichthyidae
Gene: lhx3
Product: LIM homeobox 3
Exons: 6
Coding region: 398-1600 (400 amino acids)
Biological process (GO): regulation of transcription by RNA polymerase II; neuron differentiation
Cellular component (GO): nucleus
Molecular function (GO): RNA polymerase II transcription regulatory region sequence-specific DNA binding; DNA-binding transcription factor activity, RNA polymerase II-specific
Source: RefSeq, a predicted model, not a curated record